UUGGGUCCCUGUCUCCCUCUCUCCGGCAUCUGCAAACGUACGCAAGCGUGAUCUAUCCUAGCAGCUCGCGUUCAAAAACACGUGGUCGCGGGGAUGGGUCGUCCAGAUUUCGCCCCACGUAGUGACCGAGGCGGCAGAGGUGGUUUUGGAGGCCGUGGCCGUGGUGGAGGCUUCGGAGGGGGAGACAGGGGAGGUUUUGGGGGCAGGGGGCGCGGUGGAGGCCGGGGCGGCGGCGGCUUCAGGGGUCGCGGCGGCUUCGGAGGGGACAGAGGAGACGGAGACGGCGGGGGCAGAGGCGGCUUUGGCCGUGGCCGGGGUGGCUUCGGGCGAGGCGGAGAUCGAGGGGGCCGUGGCGGCUUUGGCGGCAGGGGAGGUGGCGGCUUCAGAGGAGGCCGUGGGGGAGACAGGGGAGGGAGGGGCGGCAGGGGAGGAGGAGGAAGAGGGGGCAGAGGAGGCUUCAGGGGAGGCAAGAAAGUUUUCAUUGAGCCACACAGGCACGAAGGUGUGUUCAUUGCACGUGGCAAGGAGGACGCACUGGUCACAAAGAACCUUGUAGUGGGAGAGUCCGUGUACGGAGAAAAGAGGGUCUCUGUAGAGGAAGGAGAGACCAAGCUGGAGUACAGGGUCUGGAACCCCUUCCGGUCCAAGCUUGCGGCAGCCAUCCUGGGCGGUGUGGACAAGAUCCACAUGCCCCCCGGCUCCAAGGUCCUCUACUUAGGAGCAGCGUCGGGCACGACAGUCUCGCAUGUCGCCGACAUCGUCGGCCCUGAGGGCCUGGUGUACGCGGUGGAGUUCUCUCACAGGUCAGGCCGCGACCUGAUUGGUGUGGCUCAGAAGAGAACCAACGUCAUCCCCAUCAUUGAAGAUGCUCGUCACCCACACAAGUACAGGAUGCUCGUAGGCAUGGUGGACACCGUAUUUGCGGACGUCGCGCAGCCCGACCAAGCAAGAAUCGUUGCAAUCAACGCUCACCACUUCCUCAAGAAUGGAGGCCACUUCGUCAUUUCCAUAAAGGCGAACUGCAUUGACUCGACGGCGGAGCCCGAGGCUGUGUUUGCUGGCGAGGUGGAGAAGCUGAAGCAGGAACGCCUCAAGCCUCAGGAACAGAUCACCCUGGAGCCUUAUGAGAGGGACCACGCCGUUGUCGUGGGGGUCUACAGACCACCCAAGAAGUCCGAAGGUUGAGGUCCGGGCACAGCGCAAGAUUUGUUUUUAUCUCAUCACCUUCGUUUUUUUGUGUAUACAUCUAUGACUUUGAAGGGCUCGGCUCAUGUAACUUCUUGUAAUAAAACAAUUCUGGUCUA
Ixodes scapularis (black-legged tick) is the source of this 1304-nucleotide messenger RNA. RefSeq names its product rRNA 2'-O-methyltransferase fibrillarin (gene Fib). Gene Ontology annotation, molecular function: RNA binding; rRNA methyltransferase activity; histone H2AQ104 methyltransferase activity. The record is from RefSeq and is a predicted model, not a curated record. The coding region runs from base 94 to 1185 and encodes 363 amino acids. Gene Ontology annotation, biological process: box C/D sno(s)RNA 3'-end processing; rRNA methylation. Lineage: Eukaryota; Metazoa; Arthropoda; Arachnida; Ixodida; Ixodidae. The transcript has 10 exons. Gene Ontology annotation, cellular component: nucleolus; small-subunit processome; box C/D methylation guide snoRNP complex.